Lagopus muta (rock ptarmigan) is the source of this 1361-nucleotide messenger RNA. It is a transcript of the gene EGLN3, whose product is annotated as egl-9 family hypoxia inducible factor 3. The transcript is spliced from 5 exons. Gene Ontology annotation, biological process: peptidyl-proline hydroxylation to 4-hydroxy-L-proline; cellular response to hypoxia. NCBI's taxonomy places the organism in Eukaryota, Metazoa, Chordata, Aves, Galliformes, Phasianidae. Gene Ontology annotation, molecular function: L-ascorbic acid binding; ferrous iron binding; peptidyl-proline 4-dioxygenase activity. The coding region runs from base 366 to 1091 and encodes 241 amino acids. Gene Ontology annotation, cellular component: cytoplasm; nucleus. The record is from RefSeq and is a predicted model, not a curated record.
GGGCUCCACCCACGUGCGGCGGCGCGGCGGGAGCGGGCGGACUGCGAGCACACAUCCCGCACGUAGCCCGCGUAUUAAUCAGCGCGGAGCCAUCUGCCGCCCGCUCCUUAAAGCGCUGGGGGUUGCGGGCGUCGUGAGAGUGCGGUUCGGUGUUGUGCGGUAACAGCGAUAUCAGCGCAGGGCUCCGAUAGCAGCGUCGUCCCUGAGGUGCGGGGCUGAGCAGAGGCGCACAGCUGUACGCACCCCGUCCGGGCGUCUGCAAAGUUUGGUCCCGUUCCGGAGUCCCGUCCCGGCCUGGAGCCGGCGGGCAUCACCUACCAAGGCGGGUGCCUGCAGGGCAGCGGCGCGCCCGUCCCCGCCGCACCAUGCCGCUGGGGCACAUCAUGCGGCUGGACCUGGAGAGGCUCGCCCUGGAGUACGUCGUGCCUUGUCUGCACGACAUCGGCUUCUGCUACCUGGACAACUUCCUGGGGGAGGUGGUGGGCGACUGCGUGCUGGAGCGGGUGAAGCGCAUGCACCGGGACGGUGAGCUGGCCGACGGGCAGCUGGCUGGCCCCAGCCGCGGUGUCGCUAAGAGGCAUCUCCGCGGCGACCAGAUCAAGUGGAUCGGGGGCACGGAGGAAGGCUGCGAGGCUAUCAACUUCCUUCUCACGCUGAUCGACCGCCUGGUGAUGUACUGCGGCAGCCGGCUCGGCAAGUACUACGUAAAGGAGCGCUCUAAGGCUAUGGUUGCUUGUUAUCCUGGAAAUGGAACUGGGUAUGUGCGUCAUGUGGACAACCCAAAUGGCGAUGGGCGCUGCAUCACCUGUAUUUAUUACCUGAAUAAGAACUGGGACUCCAAGCUCCAUGGUGGAAUUCUUCGAAUAUUCCCAGAAGGGAAGUCCUAUGUAGCAGAUGUUGAGCCGAUUUUUGACAGGUUGCUUUUUUUCUGGUCAGAUCGAAGGAACCCUCAUGAAGUCCAGCCUUCUUAUGCAACCAGAUAUGCCAUGACCGUGUGGUAUUUUGAUGCUGAAGAAAGAGCAGAAGCAAAAAAAAAGUUCAGGAACUUAACUGAUGCAAGGAAAAGAGAAGCAGCUCUUAAUGAAAACUAAUCAACUAUUUCUGAACUUUGUGAAGAAAUAGGAUCCCAAAGAUGACUUCUAUUUCCAAUGAACCAUGGCACAUUUUUGUUAUGCACAAGAACGCACUGGUUGUGUCUCUGUCUAGCAUGUGCAUCUUGUAUUGAUGGUACUUAAGGCAGCCUCCUGUCAUGCCUGCAUCUGGCAGAAGGAACUGUUGUUUUCUAUUUGCCUUUUGCUGGAAAAAGUAACCAGGGUUUUAAUUUAAAAAUAAAUAAGUUAAAGGGAAAAGAAAAAAAAAAA